UGCUGCUGGCCCUGGCCGGUGCUGGAGGCUUCCUGAUGUGGAGGAACUGGCAGCUGAAGAACCAGAAGAGCAUGAACUUCGACAACCCCGUCUACCUGAAGACCACCGAGGACGACCUGAACAUCGACAUCACCCGACACGGUGCCAACGUGGGACACACCUACCCUGCAAUCUCUGUAGUGAGCACAGAGGAGGAUUUGUCCUGAUCCGGUUCGACCCGUUUGUCCUCAGCAGCAUCGACCACAUGCCUUCAGAAGUGCAUUCAGAGGAAACUACUUUAUUCUGGGAUUACCACUGAAACAGAUUUAUUUAUUUAUUGUUUCUGCUGCCGUCCGGCAGCGUCUGCUCGUCUCCUGGUGGAUCAGGGACGGACUCCUUCGGGACAGGAUCAGUUCUCAGGACCCGACGAGGAGCAGGUGACUCUUCCUCCAGUCUCAGAUCUGUUUGUUUGUUUUUGUUUUUGUUUGUUCCGACCUGCGCUCUGACAGUAUUAAUGCUGCGUCUGUCUCCACGGUUCCGGCGUUUUUGUAAAUAUCCGGUCCCUGAGAGGCGGGUCGGAUCAGGACUCUGAUGCACUUUGAUCAAUGAUUCUCUGUAAAUAAGAUGUAUAAAAAGUGACUCGGCAGGUUUUCUGCUGGUUCCUCAGACUUCAGAUGUAUUUAAGAAGGAAAAACAGAAUUUGGUUAAAAAUAAAAUAUUUUGUAUGUUUGUGACGUCGCUGUGAACUUUUUAUAGCCUGAAGGAGAAACCUGUCUGUGAAGGAGCUGAUGACGACUUUUCAAAUAAAACGAAAUCAGUGUUAAA
Molecule: messenger RNA, 804 nt
Organism: Austrofundulus limnaeus
Lineage: Eukaryota; Metazoa; Chordata; Actinopteri; Cyprinodontiformes; Rivulidae
Product: very low-density lipoprotein receptor
Biological process (GO): canonical Wnt signaling pathway
Cellular component (GO): plasma membrane
Molecular function (GO): Wnt-protein binding; Wnt receptor activity
Source: RefSeq, a predicted model, not a curated record